Molecule: messenger RNA, 1229 nt
Organism: Gryllus bimaculatus (two-spotted cricket)
Lineage: Eukaryota; Metazoa; Arthropoda; Insecta; Orthoptera; Gryllidae
Source: the annotation of a GenBank genome assembly
AUGGGGCUGCAAAUGCACGCGAUGGACGACCCCGACAGCGAGUUCCGGCGCGUGGGGCGCGCGGUGUUCGAACCGUCGGCCGCCAACGUGGCGCGUCGCCUCACGCUGCUCUUCUUCCCGCCGCUGGCGCGCGCGCUGGGCCUCUCCUUCGAGGGCCGGCGGGUCACCGACUUCUUCACGCGCGCCGUGCGCGAGAUGGUGCGGCUCCGCGAGGAGGAGGGCGUCCAGCGCCACGACUUCAUCGACCUGCUGCUGCAGCUGAAGCGCCACGGCAGCGUGCGGGAGGACAGGGAGGCCGCCGGGGAGGACGCGCAGCUGCUCGCCAACGCCGUCCACAGCAGCGACGACAUCCAAAUGACGGAUAACUUACUGGCUGCUCAAGUGUUUGUGUUCUUCAUCGCCGGGUUCGAGACGUCGUCCACCGCCUCCAGCUUCGCCCUGUACGAGAUGGCGCUCAACCCCGACGUCCAGGAGCGCCUGCGCGACGAAGUGGACGAGGCAAUGGCCGACAACGGCGGCCAUCUCACGUACGACGCGAUUCAAAACAUGCGCUACCUCGACAUGGUGUGGAACGAAUCGCUGCGCAAGUACCCGCCUGGAAACAACCUGGUGCGUGUGGUGACCCGUGAUUACAAAAUCCCCGGCAGCGACGUGCAGCUGCCCAAGGGGCUCUGGGUGAAUAUCCCGGUGAUGGCCAUCCACCACGACCCCAAGUACUACCCCGACCCCCAGCGCUUCGACCCCGAGCGCUUCAGCGAGGAGGAGAAGGCGAAGAGACCCCACUACGCCUUCCUGCCUUUCGGGGAGGGCCCGCGCAUCUGCAUCGGUGGGCAUGCGGUUCGGCAUCCUCCAAGGGAAGCUGGGCCUGGCCAUGCUGCUCUCCAAGUACCGGUUCUCCCCGUGCGCCAGAACCAAGGUGCCGCUGCGAUUCGACCCCAAGUCGCUCGUCACCGCAUCCGACGACGGCAUCUGGCUCAAGAUUGAGGCCCGUUAGCCCUCUCCUUCAUGUAGCGCGAAGCUUCUCCGCUUUCACUUCGCGUCGGCUAAUCGUGCUUAUCCAAACAUUUUGAAAAAUGUUAUGUUGUACUAAAUGCGAUCGUAUGCAUUCAACUAAAACUUAAGUGCACUAAUCAUGAUAAGAACUUGCAAAUUUUUAACAUGUUAUUUUGCCGAAUAAUGAUCACACUAUUUCUUCAAAACCAAUCCCUGUUACGUGUGUGCUGCUUAUC